Morone saxatilis (striped sea-bass) is the source of this 1319-nucleotide messenger RNA. RefSeq names its product alkB homolog 7 (gene alkbh7). NCBI's taxonomy places the organism in Eukaryota, Metazoa, Chordata, Actinopteri, Moronidae. Gene Ontology annotation, biological process: fatty acid metabolic process; DNA damage response. The transcript has 4 exons. Gene Ontology annotation, cellular component: mitochondrial matrix. The coding region runs from base 124 to 807 and encodes 227 amino acids. The record is from RefSeq and is a predicted model, not a curated record.
CACAAUGCAUUGCUCUUCCAACAUGGCGCGUAGCAGCUUGACUCCUGUCAACAAGAUCCAAGCACGGCUUUAAGGGUCAACGGACUGUGCAGCGAGCUCGGUAACAGUAGCAGAGACGGGAGGAUGAGACAGUGGCUGUCGGUGUUAAACGGAGUGCAGAGAGCCGCUGUUAGCAGCCGCCGCCGGAGCUCCUGUGCCCGCAGCGGCCUCUCCCCCUGCGGCCAUCCCGCUCUGAUCGUCGGGUCAAGCCGGGAGCUGGUGCAGAGACUGGGCUCACAGGUGGAGGUGAGGACGGGCUUCAUCACUGAGGAGGAGGAAGGAGCUCUUCUGAGAGAGCUGGAGCCAGGCCUGAAGAAGAAACGCUACGAGUUCGACCACUGGGACGAUGCUAUUCACGGGUACCGAGAGACUGAGCGUGUGACGUGGGGAGCGGCGUGUGAGGAAGUCCUGAGUCGUGUCCGCUCCGUAGCGUUUCCUGAGGGUGGUCCACUCCUCGGGCCUGUGCACGUUCUAGAUCUGGACAAGACUGGCUACAUCAAGCCUCACAUUGACAGUGUCAAGUUCUGUGGCAGCACCAUUGCUGGGUUGAACCUCCUGUCAGACAGUAUCAUGCGCUUGGUGAAGGAGGACGCCGCCAACGAAUGGCUGGAACUGCUGCUGCCCCGCCGCUCCCUCUACAUACUGAGGGACCAGGCCAGAUUCAACUUCACUCACGAGAUCCUGAAAGACGAGGAGUCUGUGUUCAACGGACAGAGGGUUCCUCGGCUGCGUCGUAUCUCCGUCAUCUGUCGGAACCUUCCGGGCUAACAACCACUUCAGCUGUUUUUAGUUAAUAUAUUGUUAUAAUACAAAUCCACAGGGUAGCGUCCAGGACAUUUAUUGUAGUUGAGACACUCAACUAUACGUAUAUGUAUACUGUGCUAUUGAGAAAUAUCGAUUGGGUUGUACUAAAAUGAUCUGUUUGUCUGUGUCCAUAUUUUCAAGGAUCACAAUCAACUGAAUGAGCCCAUUAUUAUGAGUCUGAUUUAAAUAAACCUUCCACUGCAGAUGCACCGUCUUGACUGUGGUCAGUUACCACUCACUGCUGGAAAGGAUGUCCGCUUUAAAGGUUUAAAAUACUUGUUCAUACAUAUGUUGGUUCAACAUUAAAAGCAGGCGGCAAGGGAAGGGAUUCUGAGUCAUGUUUAUAUGUAUUACCAUCACUUUGAUGUGUGCCUCUACUUAUGUAUAAUUUCUGUAUAAUACAGAGACUGAAUAGUUUUAAUACAAAAUUAAAGUGAACUUGGAUGCAAUAAAGGAUUUUCUGGGUUUAAUGUGAA